Messenger RNA from Corticium candelabrum, 3223 nucleotides. RefSeq names its product dedicator of cytokinesis protein 1-like. The record is from RefSeq and is a predicted model, not a curated record. Gene Ontology annotation, molecular function: small GTPase binding; guanyl-nucleotide exchange factor activity. Lineage: Eukaryota; Metazoa; Porifera; Homoscleromorpha; Homosclerophorida; Plakinidae. The transcript has 21 exons. Gene Ontology annotation, biological process: small GTPase-mediated signal transduction. Bases 278 to 3037 code for a protein of 919 amino acids. Gene Ontology annotation, cellular component: cytoplasm; plasma membrane.
AGCUGCGCCAAAGUCAGUGCUCGUGGAUGCUCUGGCCAAGCACCUAGGGGCACAUUAGCACGGCCUAAAACUCUGAGUAGCGCCGGAGGCCCCACCUAGAAAUUGGCUGGGAGUGCUAUCUUUAGUACUGUACUGAAGGGCGUAUCCAUUUGUCCAUUUUUGUAUGUACGUGUGCAUGCAUGCAAGGAAGUUAUGCAACUUUUGUGAUUGUUAUGAUAUUGCUUAUUGCUGAUUAUGAUAUUAAGAUUUACCAGUAUUUAGCAGGCAUUGUAAUAACAUGGUUGCAACAAUAUUUAGGUAUGGUGAUAUGAGAGUUGUGAUGAAUCGUCAGGUUUUGGAUAUGUGGAAUUCUCUUGAGGACUUGAAGAUGCGGUUUAUUCCUGAUCUUGUUGGUCCUUUCGUUGAAAUGGCUUUGAUUGAUCAUGAUGAAAUUCGAAGGAACACUAUACCUGUUUUUAUGAACAUGAUGGACUGUGAACUUCAAUCAACUGGGGAUUUUAGACGUGUUGAGUCAGAGCUUAUUGAUAAAUUAGACACGUAUGUGAGUGGAGGAGGUCGUGGUGAUGAUCGAUUCAAAGAUAACCUGUUCAAGAUUUUAAGUGUUGAGACCAAUCGAUAUCCUGAAUUGCAGAAAGCUGGUGUGUCUCAGUUUAUCGAAUCAAUCACUCAGCUACUGUCAAGACUGUUGGAUUUUAGGAAUGUUCCUGAAGGUGAAGAGAAUCGGAAUCAGAGGAUGAGUACUAUUUCAAAUCUACUGCAUUUGUAUCGAGAAAUGGAAAGGGAGGAGAUGUAUAUUCGAUACAUUUACAAACUUUGUAGCAUGCAUUUACAAUGGGGCAACUAUACUGAAGCAGCAUUUACACUCAUGCUGCAUGCAAAGAAGUUGCAAUGGCAUGACUUUCCUGCUCCGCAAGUGCCUGGAAAAUAUGCUGAGGCUGCAACACAAAGACUACUGAAAGAGAUGUUGUACGAGAACAUUAUUGAGUACUUUGACAAGGGCAAGUUGUGGGAAUACAGUAUUACUGUGAGCAAGGAACUGGCAUUGCACUAUGAGACAGUUGUGUAUGACUAUGAUCGUCUCAGUAGCAUAUAUCAAACCAUUGGUGAGUCUUUUCACAAAAUUGUGCACAGUGUUCGAGCAGCCCUCUCAUACUUCAGAGUUGGUUUUUAUGGUCAUGGCUUUUUGCCAUCCUUGAAGAACAAGUUGUUUAUAUACCGUGGUGGAGAAUAUGAAAACAUUGGUGACUUCAAUGCUCGACUUACAGCCGAGUUUCCGAAUGCUCAGAUGUUAAAGAAAAGCACUCCACCAGACCAGGAGAUUUUGGAUUCAGCAGGGCAGUAUAUUCAGACUUGCACAGUGGAACCACUUCCUGAAGAGCCAGACAAAUUUCAAGGGAAGAACGUAGCUGAGGCAAUUCAAGGAUUUCAUACACACAAUGACGUACGUCAGUUCAGAGUUGACAGGCCAUUUCAUCGAGGAGUGAAAGACAAAGGCAAUGAGUUUGCUACUCUUUGGAUUGAACGGACAACCUACCAGACAGCUGAAAGUUUACCUGGCAUCUUACGGUGGUCAGAAGUCCAGUUUCAGCCUCAAUCCGUUGAAUUGUGUCCAAUUGAGAAUGCACUUGAAUCAGUGUUGAAUCGUAACAAGGAUAUGCAGCGAGUGAUAGCACAAUGCCAAGCUGAUCCAGCUCAGGGUGUUAUGUCUCUAGGUAUGUCAGUCAAUGGAGUUAUUGAUGCUGCAGUGAAUGGAGGUGUAGCCAAAUAUGAAAUGGCAUUUUUUGGUUCUGAAUAUUUAAAGGCAAAUGCUGAUCAUGAGGAGCUUGUUGCUAAACUUAGGGAUGCAAUUACUCAUCAGGUUGAGAUUUGCGGAGAGGCGUUGGCAGUUCAUGGCCGUUAUGCUCCAGAAACUCUUCAGCCUUUCCAGCAAAAGAUGGUAGAAAUGUAUGAGCCAUUGAAGAAGAAAUAUCCUCCUGAGAAAAGGAGUCUUCACUUCUUACGGGCGAGUUUUCGAAAUCGAUCAUCACCUGUUCAGAAACAGCAACAGCAACAGCGGAGACAAGACUCAACAGAAACCUUGGCACGUCCAGUUACUGUGUCAUAUAGUGCAUCGAAUGUGGCAGAUGGGGGACGAGGACAUCGCAUGUCAGAAAGGGGAGCUCGAUCAAUAUUGGAUCCUCUUCCUCCAAUACCUGCAGCUGAUGGUUCACCAACUCAAGAUAAAAGGCUUUCAGAAAUUCCUCGAUCUAGUCCGGCAGCAACAGAUGACCGGCCAAGUCUUCCUACCAAAAUGAACAAGCCAUCAAGAUCACAUACUCUGGUUGAUCGUCAUCAGAACAGGCAUUCAUCUGCAGACACGGUAGCUGGAUUGACUCCCCCGCCUAAACCUGCAAGACCUUCUCCAGCUCGGAGCGCAACUGAUUCUGCGGAGAAACGUCCGCCCAAGCCAUACCGGCCUCAAUCUGUCAAUUAUGGUGUCUCAAUUGUAAAUCAGUCAUCACUAGAUGUGGGUUUUGGAAAGCCACCCAAACAGGUCGCGUAUUCUUCUUUUGACCAGCAAUUAUCACCGGUGGCACAUGGUGAUUUCCUUGCAUCGUCUGCAGUAGUUCCUUCUGUUUGUGAAACACAAAUAGAAGUUGAUGUUGUAGAUCCUAAGCCUGAGUACAUUCCAAAGUUCAAAGUUUCAGACGUUUUACCAAUGGAUGGGACUUUGGACGAGUUUCCUAAACGGGAAGCGAAUGGUCCAGCUGAAGGAGGUGCGGAUACAUCAGUUCCUCCUGCUAGACCACCUAAGCUGCACAGGGUGAAAAUGGCAAACCAGGCUCAAAGCGUUGACUCGCUGCAGUCCUCAUCUAGCGCCUGGAGUGUAGACUCUGUGGAUAGUGUGGUGGAUAGUGGUGCCCCUGCACUGCCCACAAAAACGAGCGUUUCUUCAAGGACUUCUCGGCUUAGUGAAGCUAACCUGCUUUCUCAAGAAUCUGGAGAAGGCGUUUCAAUUGAUUCGACAGUACAUCCAAGAUCUGAAACUUAUCUAUAAGGAAUGGCAUCCGUGUGUGAGUGCCGUAGGUGUCCUUAGGUAAAGACUUGGAUGUAGUCGUUCUCUUGUGAUGUAACUUAGAUGUUUUCUAAUCAGGCAGCACAGGGAAUUCAUCAACAUUGUUCACAUUGACAUGUAUGACUGUGGUGGUGUAAGCUAAGUACAAAUAUAGAGAAAUAAUCAAAG